UCUCUCAGGAAUUUGAGUGGGACCUCAAGGGCAAACCUUUGGACCCAGGCUCAGAGCUCCAUGUGGUGGUCAAGGAUCGCGAGAAAAUGGGCAGAAACAGAUUCCUGGGGGAGACCUGGGUGGCUCUGCGGGAAAUCCUCAGCUCCCCAAAUCUGGCAGACUCCUUUACUGUCUCUUUGCAGGAUGCCAAGAGGAACAACACUGGGGCCACACUGUCCCUGCAUGUCUCCUAUAUAGCUCCCCCAGGCAUGGCACCUAUUUUCCAGCCCCUUCCUCAACCAGAGCCCCAGCAUGUUCCUCAGGAGCUGGACACCGUCACAGUGUUUUCCAUGGACACCAUCGGGGAGGAAGACACAGAGAGCAUGAUCACCAUGGAAACCACUGAGGACCCGGAGCCCGUGACAGGACCCCAGGGACCGGAGGCACCCACUUCCCCACCGAAGAAGACCCCCCCGAAUAUGUACCAGGGCAUGAAAAAGAAGAAGCGUCAGCCAAACAGACCUCUGUUACCUAACAGACCCCAGGACCUACAGGCACGGGUGAGGAUCAUAGAAGCAAGACAGCUGCCAGGAGUCAACAUAAAACCAGUCGUCAAGGUGACUAUUGCAGGAAAAACAAAGACAACCCGGAUUCAAAAAGGCAACAGUCCCUAUUUUGAUGAGACCUUCUUCUUUAACUUCUUUGAGAGUCCCUCAGAGCUUUUUGAUGAAACCGUCUUUAUCACAGUGUUUAACUCCAAGUCCCUUCGCACUGAUUCUGUGAUUGGAGAAUUUAAGCUUGAUGUGGGAACAAUAUACACAGAAAACAGUAAGCCACUCAUUUUUAAAAAAAUAUAUAAAAUUAGAUCAUAAAAACAAACCAACAAGUGAUUUUGAGUCUUAUUUUGAUCAGAUACUUUAUUGGACUAAUUAUUAUUUUCACAGGCUGCUCAGUAUCUUUACAGACUAGGCUAAAAUGUUAAUGCUGUGUAUGUCACGUUUCACAGCAUUUCACUGUGAAUUGUCUUUCAUUGACCUCUGUGGUGGAUAAUGUAUUAUUGUUUAUUGUCUUUUGCUGGUUUUAAGUUCUAAAUAAGCAUGUCUGCCACAUGAAUACAAAAAUUGCCAUAUGAAUAUGAAAAUAUUCUAUAGUGAUAUGGAAACACAGCACGUAAAUAAGAUUAGAAAUCUAGCAAAAACUAUCAUGAAUACAUGCAAGCAGCAUGGUGUUUAGCACUGCUUCACCCUCGUGUAGAGUGAUCACCUUCUGUGUGCUUUAGGACAUGCUGAUCACCUUCUGUGUGCCUUAGGGCACCCUCAUGUAGACUGAUCACCUUCUGCGUGCCUUAGGACACC
This is a messenger RNA of Paramormyrops kingsleyae, 1334 nucleotides long. Lineage: Eukaryota; Metazoa; Chordata; Actinopteri; Osteoglossiformes; Mormyridae. The record is from RefSeq and is a predicted model, not a curated record.